UCGCUCUUGACCUCGAAUAUAUAAAGCGAACAAGAACCCUUUCAGAUGCUUCCCUAGAACAUCUUCAAUCCAGUAAACCAGCAGACUCAGACUCGAAGGCCACUUCCUCAUCCCUCCAUCUAUCUUCUCAAACAAGACCACUUUACCGACAAAUACAAUGAAGUUCUCUACCGUUCUCUCUCUCUUCAUCUCUGGCGCAGCCAUUGCUUCGGCCCUCCCUUCCUCCACCGAGACUGUGGAGGCCGACUGUAUCAAGCCAUACCUGUGCUGUGGCGAGCUCAAAACGCCCCUUGACUCUACUGUUGAUCCGAUUUUGAAGCAGUUAGGAAUCAACGCCGCAAGCAUUGUUGGUUCCAUUGGCCUGGCCUGCCAUGCCUGGGAUGAUUCUUGCAAAACUGCACCCAAGUGCUGCACUGAAGCUAAUCUCUUGGGUGGCACAAUUGCUCUUGGAUGCUCAGACCUCGUCAGUGAGCAGUAA
Molecule: messenger RNA, 478 nt
Organism: Aspergillus caelatus
Lineage: Eukaryota; Fungi; Ascomycota; Eurotiomycetes; Eurotiales; Aspergillaceae
Product: hydrophobin family protein
Exons: 3
Coding region: 158-478 (106 amino acids)
Cellular component (GO): fungal-type cell wall
Molecular function (GO): structural constituent of cell wall
Source: RefSeq, a predicted model, not a curated record